This is a messenger RNA of Aspergillus puulaauensis, 1875 nucleotides long. RefSeq lists its product as uncharacterized. Gene Ontology annotation, biological process: 3-(3-hydroxy)phenylpropionate catabolic process. Lineage: Eukaryota; Fungi; Ascomycota; Eurotiomycetes; Eurotiales; Aspergillaceae. The record is from RefSeq and is a predicted model, not a curated record. Bases 1 to 1875 code for a protein of 624 amino acids. The transcript is spliced from 6 exons. Gene Ontology annotation, molecular function: FAD binding; 3-(3-hydroxyphenyl)propionate hydroxylase activity.
AUGGACGGACAAGACCUCGAAACCACUGAUGUGGUUGUUUGCGGAUGUGGUCCGACAGGGGCCUUGCUGGCUGCAUAUCUCGGGCAAAUGUCUGUUUCCACUGUCGUCCUCGAGAAGGAGGCGGAUAUUACAACGGACCCUCGUGGAAUAGCAUUAGACGAGGAUGGCAUUCGCUUACUGCAAGGCGCAGAUCUCUAUGACAGUAUCUACACAGAAAUCGGAACGUGCAUGUACAACUUCAACUUCAUCAGCGGCACGCAGAAGGACCUGGAUGCGGCUCCCUUUCUCUCAAUGGACUACGGCACUACAUCUGGCGGGACAGGGCAUGUCGGCUUUAUCUGCCACAAGCAGCCGACACUGGAGAAGAACCUGCGGAGGAAACUAGAAGAUUGUUCGUUUUGUGAUCUGAGGCCACAGUCGACUGUUGUCGAGAUCGAAGAGGACGCCCACUGGACUUACUGCACUUACACCGACGCUCACGGCAAGGAGCGCCGGCUUCGAGCCAGGUUUCUGGUGGGUGCGGACGGGAAAACAGGUUUCACUCGCAAGGAGUACCUCGAGCCCAAGGGGGUUCACAUGGAAAGGGCUCAUGACUGUUUCUACGAGGAGACAUGGGUCGCCCUGAACUGGCAUAUUACUCCGCCAACCCCUGAAACCCACCCAGACUUCCCCCUAUGGCAACUCGGAUACACUCCGACCGAGGUGUACGAUCUUUUCUUCCCAGAGAACUUUCGAUUCCUCUGCAAUCCGGAGCGGCCGGCUGUAUGCGGGAGGUUUGGACUACCAGACGACCGACUCUGGAGGUUUGAAUUUGUGGUGCGCCACGGAGAGGAUCCCAACGAGAUGGCCAAGCGUGAUAUGAUAAAGAGAGUGGUGUUCCCUUACAUUACGCACCAGGGAGAUAAAUAUGGGCUGAGCCACGAAAUCCAAUUUCCUGAAGACUGCAUCCAUGUUAUACGGUCUCGUCCCUUCAGAUUUUCUGCUCGCAGCUGCAAUGUCUGGGCGAAGGACCGCGUCAUCCUGUGCGGCGAUUCUGCACACGUCUUUCCCCCUUUUGGAGGCCAGGGCAUCGCGUCGGGAUUCCGCGACGCUGCGUCCCUUGCCUGGCGUCUAGCCCUACUAUGCCGAUACCACUCGCCCGAGUCGGAGUCCUACAAAACUGUCCUGGAAUCCUGGUACCAAGAGCGAAAGCAGCAGCUGGACCAGUCUCUCGCGUCCACCAUCCGAAAUGGACAAUUCGUAACGGAAGCCCACCCGCUUAAAAUCCUCCAUCGGUCCUGGUACUAUUGGCUCGUUCAGCUGGUGCCCAGGUGGAAGCGUGAGAUGCAACUCGGCCGACGCAAGGAUGGGCUUGUCCGCUACAGCCAUCUUAGCGGCAUGCCUUUCGUUCCGGACCUUAAUGGUGGGUUAAACGUUCCCCAGGUGUAUUGUCGCGACAUGAGCGGGGAGGUGCAUUUCACAGACGACGUUAUCUUCCGGAAGCGGGACAAGGGCCUGUUUCGGAUGUUUGUAUACUUGAAGAACAGUGCAGAGAUUGGCACAGCCAGAGAAGUCUUGGACGACGUUGAAGUUUGGUCCAACGGUGAGAUUAUCGCUGACCAGACUCCCUUCAUUGUCGAGGAUGUAGCCAAGAAGGAUGGGAUCAUUCCAGGCAAAAAUCCGGUAUAUCAAGUGGCUACAGCGGAGGAGUUUGCUGCAUCCCCUCUUUGUACCCGUCGUCCAGCACCGGCCUGUUAUGAUAAAUAUCAGCUUGGGGACAGGGUUGGGGGCAGGUUCGUGAUCGUGCGACCAGACCGCUUCAUAUUUGCUGCCUGUAGGGGGAAGGAGGACUUGAGGCGAGCAAUUGAUCGAAUGUUGGAAGCUCUACAGCAUUAA